AUUGGUCAAGGGCAAAUACUACCAGCUCUGCGUCUCCAGUCACUCCGUGCCAUUUCACCAAGUAGGAGCCAAAGGAAAGCUUGAAAAAUGAAAAUGUUGGCAAGACUCAUUCUGGGACUUGUCAUCUUUGAUGCCGCUGGGACCGCUCCAACUCUGGAACCCAUCAACUAUGACUCAGAAACAUAUGACACUGUCUUGGAGGACCUGGAUAAUUUAUACAACUAUGAAAACAUACCUAUUGGUCAAGCUGAGUUUGAAACAGCCACAGUGAUGCCUUCUGGGAACAGAGAGCUCCUCACCCCACCCCCACCGCCGGAUGAGGCUGAAGAGGAGGAAGAAGAGGAGUCCACCCCCAGACUGAUCGAUGGCUCCUCUCCACAGGAGCCUGAAUUCACCGGGGUCCUGGGCCCACACACCAAUGAAGACUUUCCAACCUGCCUUCUGUGUACGUGUAUAAGUACCACUGUAUACUGUGAUGACCGUGAACUUGAUGCUAUCCCUCCGCUGCCCAGGAACACUGCUUAUUUCUAUUCCCGCUUCAACAGAAUUAAAAAGAUCAACAAAAAUGAUUUUGCAAGCCUAAAUGAUUUAAGAAGGAUCGAUUUGACUUCAAAUCUAAUAUCUGAAAUUGAUGAGGAUGCAUUCAGAAAGCUACCCCGCCUCCGGGAGCUUGUCCUGCGUGACAAUAAAAUAAGGCAGCUCCCCGAACUGCCAAACACUUUGACAUUUAUCGAUAUCAGCAGCAAUAGGCUGGGAAGGAAAGGAAUAAAGCAAGAAGCAUUUAAAGAUAUGUCUGAUCUCCAUCACCUCUACCUCACUGAUAACAAUUUGGACCACAUCCCUCUGCCACUCCCGGAAAACCUACGGGCCCUUCACCUCCAGAAUAACAACAUCUUGGAGAUGCAUGAAGACACCUUCUGCAAUGUUAAAAAUUUAACUUAUAUUCGUAAGGCGCUGGAGGAUAUUCGAUUGGAUGGAAACCCUAUCAAUCUCAGCAAAACUCCUCAAGCCUACCUGUGCCUACCUCGUCUGCCUAUUGGAAGUCUUGUCUAAUUUCAGAUCAUGGUUAGCAUUAUGACACUCACUAUAAUGGAACAAUUCUUACUGCUCUCUUCAAAAACAGAAGCUCAGCAUGAUACUUUCAAAUUGUGUUUUAAAACAUGGUGUACGACUAAAAGUUUUAAGGUAUCAUGACAUUUAGCAUGUUAAGCAAACACCAGGUGAGUCAGGAAUAAAACCAAAUGAUGUACAGUAAGAGCAAAACUAAAUGACUUCAGUUUUGAUUUCAUAGAUACUCUUGUAUAUCCCAUAUAACUUGCAAGUUUUAAGGAUUUAUUUCCCAUAUAAUUUCAAGUUAAGUCUAUAAUAAAGAAAAAAAAAACAAAAUUAACACUUUAGGUGCAUUGCCAAGAUUUAGAUGUUUUUUAAACUUUUCUAUUCCUUUGUUUUUUUAACUAAAGCGUGUUUCUGUUUCCACGUUUAUUCAUGAGAAUGAAGGAGACAAUAAAAUAAUUCAAAAUUUGCAAUGGCCUUGUGGGAAAAUAUCCAUUAUAAUCACAACAUGCAAAUAAUCAUAUUCGACAAUAUCACAUAUCUUCAGUUUUUGAAAAAAUAUUAAAUUAUGAACUUCAAAAAAAUAAUUUUUUCACCUUAAGGAUCUGAGAACUCAUUUUAGACCCUUGCUUAAAUGGCAGUUUAUUGCUAUAUCUCAUAAGAUGAUGGUGCUGUAGAGGACCCUAGGCUUGUCUUAUCACUCUAACACAACUGGAUAACAAUCAAAUCAUCCUAUUGGUAUAUUUCUGUGCCUGUGAACAAAAUAAAAUUUAGAAAAUGGAAAAGAGAUGAUGAUAUGAUCACCACACUAGGGAAGAAGCUAAGGAAAGUUGUUCUUUCUGAAAUGUAUGAUCAUAACACAGGGACAUGGUUAAAAAACAAAAAAUGACAGAGGAAUAUACAGUGAAAAGUGAUUUUCUUUCCUUCUGCAAACCUCAAGUUCUACUCCCAAGAAAUAACUAGGCGAUGGUUUCUUGAGUGCUUUUGUAAAAGUUUUCAUGAGAAACAAAAACUUGUACUUGUUUCAUGAAAAACAAAAACUUUUUAAGAUUUAUUUAUUUGAGAGAGAGAGGGAAUGGGAAGUUUUCUGUUGAAGGGAAGUGCAAGGGGAGAGUACUGUGUAAGGAAGAAAAAAGGGGAAAGAAUCUGGAGCAGACUCUGUACUGAGUAAGGAGCCCAACCCAUGGGGCUCAGCAGGGCUCAACACGGGGUUCAAUGACCCUUGAGAUCAUGACCCUGAGAUCAUGAUCUGAGUUAAAAAUCCAAGUGUUUGUCACUCACCUGUCUGAGCCAUCCAAAUGCCCUGAACAAUUUCCCUUUUUUAUACAAAAAUACAUGUGCAGGUCUACACACACACAUCACCAUUAUGUACGCAUCUAACAUGUAAACAUGGAUUUUUAAAUACCAGAGGUAAUCACUAUUCUAAAUUUUGCUUCUUUCACUUAAAAAUAUUUCUUGACAAUUUUUCCAUAUCAGCACAUAUAGCACUACUGAUUCUGAAAAGCACAUAUCAGUCCACUACGCUAAUGAAUUCAUUCUCGGCCUUUUGGCUAAGAUCAAGUGUAGUAUCUGUUCUUAUCAGUUCAUCUCACUUUUUGAAAGGUUGGAAGACUUAAUACCUUGUAGUUAGCUUUUAUGACCAACAGAUGGCGCUUACUUUUUUGGUUUGAAAUGACUGCUUGGAUCUCUUCAGGGUUGCAAAAGGCAAGUUUUUGAGAGUGUAUAAAAUGCAUUCCAUUUAUUUUCUCUUAUAGCCCGUAGAACUUAAUAGGUGACAAAGAUGGAUCUAAAAAAAAUAUUUGUUGAGUUUUACUUAUCUGACCAAAUUUCUCAGGCAUAUCCAAAUUCUCUCUAAAAAAUUUUAAUUUAUAAGUUUAAUUAGCAGAGGCUUGCUUUCCAAAAGCCAAUUGAAAAAUGCUAAAAUCUAAUGAAUAUACCCAAUUACACUGCACCAGAAUAAAGGAUAGUAAAUAUUGGCAACCUGGAAUUAUUUAAAUAUGCCAUUCGUGAUAAAUAUAAAAAUGAAGUACCUAUCUUCUUAUAGUUUGUUUUGUAUACGGGGGGCGGGGUGGGGGGGCUCUCACUGACUGGAUUUUGAAUGAGUUACUACUGCCAUCAAGUGUUAGCAUUCAUCCUUUUCAAUUCACACAAAUGCACAAAAAAUAACACCAAGAUAGCAGUGUGUUUUCAAUGUAACAAUGUAACGUCCUGCAUAACAUAAAGCAUAGCGUAACUUAUGCUGUCAUACAGCAUUUAAUGGAAUUUCAGAAUGCUGCAUGCUAUUCAAGUCUCCCAAAUAAAG
This is a messenger RNA of Mustela erminea (ermine), 3355 nucleotides long. RefSeq names its product epiphycan (gene EPYC). Gene Ontology annotation, molecular function: protein binding. The record is from RefSeq and is a predicted model, not a curated record. NCBI's taxonomy places the organism in Eukaryota, Metazoa, Chordata, Mammalia, Carnivora, Mustelidae. The transcript has 7 exons. Bases 88 to 1053 code for a protein of 321 amino acids.